UGAGAGGGAAACUGACUGAAAUGCCGCAGGUCCCACUUACCGGUUGUCUGGUGACAGCCAAUUUUGAUCUCACUUCAGUUGCAAGGUAUAGCAGCAGGCUCUGCAUCUUGAAGAUGAACCCAAAAGUUGGCCCAAAACAACCAAGGGUAGCGAGUGAAUUAGAGGCCCUAGCAGUGUCUGCGUCAGCUGCGUUGCCCAUUUUAUUACAGACUGUGUACACAAUGACACCAGGGGAGAUACACGCAACCACACGAACAUUAAUGGACACCGUGCCAUGUGACCUCCGUGUGGUGGAAGGUCUGUCAGUGCCACUGACAGCCGCGAAGAAGUUACUUGAGAGAGCAGGAAGAUCUGAAUUACUUCCGGAUGUACAAGUGUACCUGGAGCAAGUUCUGUUUCCGUACAUCAGUGAUACCAUGCCUGGUAGUGACAGUGUGCCCAACAUUAUUAUAGAGAAGAUGUUAAACUAUGAGGACCAGAUCUUCCAGAACACUGACUUGAAAGGCGAUGAGAUCAGGGUCAUCAGGUCAUUCCUCGUGGAAGUCUGUGGAGUGAACGACUCCCUACUUGCCAGGCUUAGAAAAGAAAGAUUUGGACAACCUUCUAAAGUGGUCAGAAUGAAGGGAUCGUUAGUUAGGGCCACUGUACUUGAUUUCAGUAGCUUGAGAGAGGACCUCAAAAACACAAUUACAACUUUGAUGUCCAGGGAAGGUGUUGAAGAGGUGGUAGAGGAAGCUGGUACAAACAUUGCAGGAGAUGAAAAUAUAGUCACUGAAGCUGCCACGGCUGCAGUCACUCCAGAGUUACAAAUUCAGAGAAGGGUAUACAGACGGCAUAUGCCAACUUCACGAUCUAACCUGAGACAGACACGCAGCAGAAGCAGGAGAAAUUAGUGUGUGUUUUAUGUUAAACCAAAAUUAAGACAAAUAUAAGAUAUGAUUCGAUAAAAUGAUUGACAAUAGUAAUCUGGCCAGCGGAAUAACAGUGUGAAAAAAACCAAAAUGACUAGGAUAAUUUGACUUAAAAGUUUAUUUGCUGUUGUUAUAAAUUUAUCAUAAUACAGAACAGAGUGAAAAAAUAACAUCUGCAUUUGUAUCUGACAUGGACUCAUGGGUAAUUCAUAUCAGUACUGUGCCGUUUCCUUGUUUUUUUUCAUUUUUUAGCUCCACUACUUGGAGAAUAGGGGUGCCCAGCAGUGAUGUUGAAGUGAGCUUUCUGGGUUAAAGUUUUUUGGGAACCUUUGUUUUGCUAAGUUACAAUUGCUUAUAUCUUACAGAGUUUUCAUGUUAACAUUGUUCAGCAUGUGACAAAAUGUGCAGGGGCUGAACCCCAUUACCUCUUAGGUCAAGGUAACCAAGGUGUUAUACUUUGGUUAUUUUUUAAGAUUACCUUUGUUUUUCUGUUUUAUCUUUUUUACUAUUGCCUAAAUUUUACUGUAACUUCAGAUAAAAAUUGUAAAGCAUACAAAGAAAGUAUGUGCUUGUCAAGAUUACUAAGGUGUUAUACUUUGGUCAUUUUUAAAGUUUUUGGCAAUGUUUAUCUGUCAUAUCUUUGUUACUAUUGCUUAUAUCUUUCUGUCACUUCACCAAAAACAUUGUCCAGCAUACACAGUAUGUGCAGUGGCUAUGCCCAUUAUACCCAAAGUAAAGGUCAUCAAGUUGUUUGGAAUUAUUUUCAUUUUGAAUUUUUUUCAAAAAUGUUUCUAGACAAAUUUUAUACUUUAAAAGAUUAUGACUUGAAAUUGGAAAUAUUACUUUAAAAUCAUCAUUUGCAUUAUUGCCCUUUCAUAGUUUUUUUUGGUAAUCUUUGUCUUCUGAAAAUAACUUAUGGUAUCAGAUAAUGACUUGAGACUUAAAAUAUGCUUCUAUCAUUAUCUUCUGCAAUUGCAAUUACUCUGAAUUUGUAUUUUUGACCAAAUUAUGCCCCUUUCAUACUUAAUUGUUUUGACAGGCUUCGUUUUUUCUGGACAUAACUUUAGUACUAUAAAAGAUAAUGACUUCAAAAUACAUCUUUGUUAUCAUCAUCAGACUUUGUGUUUUGCACAUAACUUUGGUAUAGGUCUCUUAUUGAGACAAACUCAUUUAUUGUCAAAUUAACAAAUAGUGGAGUGUGCCAAUCUGACUAAAGUACUUGAUCUUCUAAACGAAGAUCUGAGAACGACCCAUUCACAUUCGUCUUCUGUAUAUUUUGGAUUUCCAUUAUUGCUAUUUUUAUGUUAUCCAAUCAGGCGACUUGUUCGAUUGUCAAAGAGUAAGAAAAAUAUGCAGUUAUUCCAGGACUCGAACCCGGGACCCCUCGCUUACAAAGCAAGUGGCCUACCGACUGAGCUAACCGGCUAUCU
This is a messenger RNA of Mercenaria mercenaria, 2341 nucleotides long. RefSeq lists its product as uncharacterized. The record is from RefSeq and is a predicted model, not a curated record. Lineage: Eukaryota; Metazoa; Mollusca; Bivalvia; Venerida; Veneridae. The transcript has 5 exons. Bases 21 to 893 code for a protein of 290 amino acids.